Ctenopharyngodon idella (grass carp) is the source of this 5338-nucleotide messenger RNA. It is a transcript of the gene tada2a, whose product is annotated as transcriptional adaptor 2A. Lineage: Eukaryota; Metazoa; Chordata; Actinopteri; Cypriniformes; Xenocyprididae. Gene Ontology annotation, biological process: chromatin remodeling; regulation of transcription by RNA polymerase II. Gene Ontology annotation, molecular function: transcription coactivator activity; protein binding; zinc ion binding. Gene Ontology annotation, cellular component: SAGA-type complex; nucleus. The record is from RefSeq and is a predicted model, not a curated record.
CACAGAACGACACGGACCCACAGAAGUGUUUACAUUCUCAAUAAUGUGUUAAAUACAACAUACAUUUCGUUUUCACUCAUUCCUUUUUAAAAGUGAGGCUUAAUCCACGUAAUCGUUGAGCUGCAUUCAUCAAAAAAGCUAUAAAGAUCCCAACUGCGCUCAAAACGACAUCAAAGAGGAGGGAGGUUGUAUAUUUUUGCUGUUCAGACAUCAUCAAGAGUAUGGAUCGUCUGGCGUCUUUUGGAAAUGAUCCUUUCGAUAAGCCUCCCUGUCGUGGAUGUUCUUCAUAUCUAGUGGAGCCCUACAUUAAGUGUGCUGAAUGUGGACCAUCACCUUUCCUCCUGUGUCUGCAGUGCUUUACAAGAGGAUAUGAGUAUAAAAAGCACCAGAGUGACCACAAGUAUGAAAUCAUGACAUCAGAUUUUCCUGUGUUGGAGCCUGGCUGGACGGCGCAGGAGGAGAUGGCUCUUUUAGAGGCCGUCAUGGACUGUGGUUUUGGUAACUGGCAGGAUGUGGCUUACCAGAUGCGCACCAAGACCAAAGAGGAGUGUGAAGGCCACUACAUGAAGAACUACAUCAACAAUCCUCUGUUCGCCUCCACUCUGCUCAAUCUCAGACAGAUGGAAGAUCAUCUGUCCCGGUCAGCAGACACAGCCAUUCCCUUUAAGCCCACUGAUGAUCCUCCAAGGCCUUCAUUCGACUCUCAGCUGUCUAGAGAUAUGGCUGGAUACAUGCCGGCUCGAGCAGACUUCAUGGAGGAGUUUGAUAAUUAUGCUGAAUGGGAUUUGAAAGAUAUUGAUUUUGUUGAUGACGACUCUGAUAUUCUUCAUGCACUGAAGGUUGCAGUAGUGGAUAUUUAUCACUCCAGACUGAAAGAGAGACAGAGGAGAAAAAAGAUCAUUCGAGACCACGGCCUCAUCAACCUACGCAAGUUUCAGAUUCUGGAGAGGCGCUAUCCCAAGGAAGUGCAGGACCUUUAUGAUGUCAUGAGACGCUUUGCACGUGUGGUGGGACCCAUAGAGCACGACAAGUUCAUUGAGAGUCACGCCUUGGAGUUUGAGCUGAGGAGGGAGAUCCACAGACUGCAGGAGUACAGGAGAGAGGGAAUUCAGUCUUUCUGUGGUGCUAAGGUGUAUGAGAGAGUGAAGCGCAUACGAGAGGAAGAGCGCAGGAAGAGGAACAUGCUGUGUGACGUCCUGCAGUACAUUCAAGAUGCCCGUGCUUGCCAGCAGUGGCUGCACAAACAGGCUGCCAUUGACGCUGGAAUCACUCCUGUGGUCACCACUAUCACUACCUCAGGCAGAAGAAGCGCACCACCUCUCAACCUAACAGGGCUGCCUGGCACUGAAAAACUCAACGAGAGAGAAAAAGAGUUAUGUCAGGUGGUUCGUCUGGUGCCUGGAGCGUAUCUGGAGUACAAACAGGCCCUGCUGAACGAGUGCCGGCGGCAAGGGGGUCUACGGCUGGCGCAGGCCCGAUCGCUCAUCAAGAUAGAUGUCAACAAGACACGCAAAAUCUACGAUUUCCUUAUCAAAGAGGGCUACAUCAAUAAGGCUUAGUGAUGAUUGAACUGCUGCAAGGACAUCUGAUAGAUGAAGAAUCAUGCUCAUUGUAGAUCAUUCAUGUUGAGAAUGAGCAAUGAGAGAUGAAAGAUUUUAAGUGUACUUGUUGUAUCUAGUUCGUUCAAAGUCAUUAAUUCCUAACACAUCUGCACCUGUUUGUUAUUGAAAGACUGACUAGGUGCUUCUUUAUAUGUUCAGGACUCUAAAAGUUGAUAGUUGUGCACAAAGACUGCUGCUGUUUGUGCCGAGGAGAAUCUGAUUGCUCGACGCUGUAACAUUUUGUUUAGUAUUUGUCUACAUGCCCUUAAAAUUGUUGAUUAAUUUUUGAAGUCUGAAAUUUUUUGAUGAACAUCUCAAAGUCUUAGAAGAACACGUCUGCAUCGCAUUUUACUCCAAAUUUAACAAAGAAAUGAGAAAUUAUACUUUUCUUAAAGAAAAUGAAUCAUAUUUUUAUAAAUAUAGGAUACAGUAUAUCCUUUUUAUAAAUGUAUUGUAUUUUUUUCGUGACAAUUUAAUACCCUGCACUAUAUAUAAUAUAAUAUAAUAUAAUAUGCAUUAUAUAUUUUGAGGAUAAAUAUAUAUAUAUAUAUAUAUAUAAAUAAUAAAUAUACUAAAAUUAAAUAGUAUAAUAUAUAAUUAUAUAUUAUACUAUACAGACAAUAUUUAUUGUACUGCCUUUAUUCUGAUUUUAAUUGGAAGUUUUUUUACUGUUAUAAUAAUAAUAAUAAUUACAAAACUAGUAAAAGUAAAAUGACUCUACACAUUACGUCAAUGGGGGAAAAUUGUCUUGAAAAUAAUUUUACACUCCAAAAAUAUCUUUAGCCAAAUUCCUUCAGUUUCUUUAUGCAAAAUUACUUUUGAAGUGAAAUAUGAUCCAGGCAGGUUUUGUGAGACUUGUAUGCAGAGUAUGUUGUAAUAUUACAACUUAAUUCAUUACACUUCAGUUAUUAUUUAUGCAUAAUUCAUUUUUGUACAACAGUUGUGUUAGUUGUGCCACUAUAAUAUUUGAACAUAAAUAUGUUCUUUAAAACUUGUGGCUAGUUUUAAUGUGGCGGCUGAGAAAGAGUCUUCUGAAAUCUCGGGUGGCAAAAUUUACACCAGUUGAGUGUGAAAUCUAUUACUGUCGCCUCGCUCUAGUGAAGCGGCAUGACACGUGAAAACCGUGACUAACGCUAGCAGCCUUAGCACACGCAUGGCAGCAGCAGCAACCAUCAGCCUUUAGAAAGCAUAUCACAACAGCGUAGAGCGACGUCGGCGCGUGUUAGGGACCUGAUUAACACUCCAGAUCCCACCUUUGAUGAUAAGCCCCUGCCCAAAUGAGAAUAAGCCCCAUGGAGAAAUGAAGGCCUGUUUGAUGGCUGAAAGGCGUGGAGUUUGGAAUUGACAUUUUUAUUUGUGUCCUCAUUCCUCUAGGUGACAUCGGAGGUCUCACAUUAUGUAGUUUCUGAAUCUGAACUGCUUUCAGCAUGGCUCAGAGUGAAAGUAUGACGGUGGAAUUUUGUGUCCAGAUUCACAAUUUUCCAUCUAAAUUUCAUCGGACUUCAAUCUCGUUUGGCAUUCUAGGCAGAAAUAGUCCUCGUACAGGAGCGUAGCAUCAGACUGGGAUGGCAUGCUAUAAUGUCUCCGAUCUGUAAAGCGUUUGGUGUGUGAGUGAACGGCUGCUGACUUGCAGCAGAGCGGAAAGACAGAUUCUGGUGUCGGCUCACUGUGUGGGAGGUAGAUCUGCUGUUUUGCGUGCUCAUUCCUUCAUCAAACCACAGAGCCCGUCUUUAAAUGAGAUCUGAUGCCUCUUCAUGCACUCAAUUUUCACCCACAGUUCAUAGUCAUCUGCAUUUUAGUUCAUUUCCAUAAUUCACCUAUUGAAUGGGGACUGAAGCUUUCAAACUUCAAAAAAAACUUUACAAAAUCACCAUAAAAGUUUUAUAAAAGUAGUCCAUAUAUAUUUUAAAGAGUUUGUUCACCCAAUGAAAAUUCUGUCAUUUAUUCACCUUCAUGUCUUUCCCAACACAGGACUUUCAUCUUUGGAAUGCAAAUGAAGAUAUUUUUUAAUGAAAUCUGAGAAAUUUCUAUCUCUCCAUUGAAAAGACUAUUCACCCAAAACUGAUGUCGUAAAAAACCCAAGACAUUGUAAAAUAAAUCCAUAUGAAUCGAGGGGUUUAAUCCAAGUCUUAUGAAGAGACACGGUCGCUUUAUAUGAUGAAUAGAUAUAACUUAGGCUUUUAAUCACAUAUACAGUAAACAUAGAUCAGUGAACAUAUAGAGCAGCACCCGUAUUAGAGUACUCCAUUGAAAUACACUUUCAAUGGAGGGACAGAAAUCUCUCAGAUUUCAUUAAAAAGAUCUUCAUUUGUGUUUUAAAGAUGAACGAAAGUCUUAUGGGUUUGGAACGACAUGAGGGUGAGUAAUUGAUGACAGAAUUUUAAUUUUUGGGUGAACUAAUCUUUUAAGUCUAAAUUCUGACUUGAUAAAUUUUAAGUCUUACGAUAGCUUUGUGUGACAAAAGAUUUGAUUUGUCAGCAAAUCAUUUAUUCAUCUGUAUCAAAUUAUUCAUUUCUGACUCAGAAGAACAGUUUAUUCAUUAACUUAAUGAAUGCUUUGCAGGACGGAGGCAUGAUUUAUUUACUAAGGUUUGUGGUGAUGCAUGUUUCUGGCAAUGGAUUUAUCAUCUUUUCCACAGCCCUCAUUCAUUGUUUUAUAAUGUUCUUUCACCACUUCCUAAUCGUCUCAUUUUUAUGGAAAUUACAUCAGUCCUAUGAGAUGAAUGCUCUUAGUACUCUUUACCUCCCUCUUUCUCAUCUACUCUAUUGAUUUGAGUAGGGAUGCACGAUAUAUCAGCCAACAUAUUGGUAUCGGCCAAUAUAUGUUCAUUUUUUAAUGUUAUCGUUGUUGGCCCGAUAAGAAAAUUUGGCCGAUAUAUUAAAGCCGAUAAAUAAUGGAUUAUUUCCUUCAGCAGAUCCUUCAGAUGUGCGCUGUUCACCAUGAUCGUUUUGAAUUGCUUGAAAUAUGAUUGGAGUCACUUCAAAAAGGAAAAUACAGUUAAGUGCAACGUGUGCAGCGCAAGUCUGUCAUACAGGGCUACAUAAAAUUAUAAUGAGAACAUAAUUUUGUGCUUGGGACAGGGCUUUUAAUGGUGAAACUUUUGUUUUUGUAAUUAGGUUCUCAAAAUUUAUAUAAAAAUUUGGAUUUAGAUUUAUCGCCCAAUAUAUCGGUUAUCGGCUUUCAAAUAUAAAGCAUUAUAGGUAUCGGCCAAAUUUUUAAUAUCGGUGCAUCCCUAGAUUUGAGGCUGUAAGUAAAGCACUAGAGCUGAACCUCUAGAUCACAGAACCAGCAGCCUCCUACCUGAAUACUUUUAAGUCAUUUCCCUCCAGCUUCUGCUGGUCAGUGAAUGAGCGGCGACUGGUAAUUUCGCCACAACAAGGUACAAAAUCACUUUCCAGACCCUUUUCUCUCUCUGUUCCGCUGUUGUGGAAUGAGCAUCCAACCUCCAGUAUCAUUAAAAAUUCAACCUCCUUGUUCAAUCAAAUCUGUACAGGCACCCUAAAGUGAUUCAGCUGACUGAAAGUAUAUGGGUAGUCUAUUCAGUGCCUGAUUAGAAAUCACAAAAUCUCUUUAUGAUGUUUGUCACCUGUACUAUGUUAUGACCGUAAAUGUCUUAAAUUGUAACGUGUAAAAAUUUGUUUUUUUUUAAAAAAAAAAGGGGGUAAGUGUUCAUGCUGCCUUAAAAUUUUAAGUUUAGUCAACUUGAAAUGUGAAGUUAAAUAAAGUGACAACUUGGA